Messenger RNA from Harpegnathos saltator (Jerdon's jumping ant), 1449 nucleotides. RefSeq names its product thiamin pyrophosphokinase 1. The transcript is spliced from 6 exons. Gene Ontology annotation, molecular function: ATP binding; thiamine diphosphokinase activity; thiamine binding. Gene Ontology annotation, biological process: thiamine diphosphate biosynthetic process; thiamine metabolic process. The record is from RefSeq and is a predicted model, not a curated record. NCBI's taxonomy places the organism in Eukaryota, Metazoa, Arthropoda, Insecta, Hymenoptera, Formicidae. Bases 201 to 1277 code for a protein of 358 amino acids.
GAAUUCGGUUUCAUGAAUUAAUUCAUAAUUGUGAUAUAUCUGAGUGUCCCGAACGUUUUUGAACGUUUUGAAUUCAAUUGUUCUUCAUGAGUGAAUCGUAAUGAUCGUGAUCAAACACGCACCCGUGCGACAUUUAUAACAUAUAUUAGAUACAAACAUGUUAAUAAGAUGGUUAUACGAUUUGUCAUGUAUUUUUCGGCAUGCAUCACAGCAUAAGUCACAUCGCUAGUAUGUAUUUACAUGCGAGCACGCACGUUCCUACGAGUGCUAUAUCAAGACAAAAUUUUGUCGUUUUUAAUAAUGAACAACGAUUACGUAACAUUUUAUCAAGCACAUGUACGAGCCAGAGAUACUUUAGAAUAACAUUUCUUCCACAACUUCAUUUAGACGUUUCGUCAAACGUUAGAGUCCAUGUACCAAAGCACGUGGUAUUAGCAAAUUGCACAAUGCAACAACAGUUACAAUCAGAGCCCAAAGACAUGACGGUAUGGAAUCCGUUUAAUAUUUUCCAUCCUGAACAUUGUGAUUAUGCUGUUCUUGUGUUGAAUCAACCUAUAUUAUUGAAGCCACAGCAAAUGCUUCCUAUUUGGGAGAAAGCUAAAAUCACCGUGAAUGUAGAUGGUGGAAUACAUAGAUGGCUGGAGUACUUGAAAGAAAUAGAGAUAGAUGUAUUAAAUAAUGAAUAUAGAAAAUAUGUACCUGAUCUUAUUACGGGAGAUAUGGAUAGUUGUUCAGAGACUGUGGUUGAGAAGUUAAGGAGUAUGGGUUCUACUGUUGUUAGAACACCUGACCAGAAUUAUACAGACUUCACUAAAGCAUUGGUGCAAAUUGAACAGUAUGCCAGAUUGAAAAAUAUAAAUUUGAAAGAAAUAUAUGCAUUUGUGGAAACAACAGGAAGAUUUGAUCAUAUCAUUGGAAACACAAAUACAUUAUACAAGAGUGAAAAGCUUGUGGGAAAUAUAAAGGUAAUACAGGUAGCAGCUAAUUCUCUUACAUGGAUAUUAAGAUGUGGUUUGCACAAGAUAAAUAUACCAGAGGAAUUGGUACAGUGCAAAUCUUGGUGCAGUUUAAUGCCUCUCGGACAUCCAGUCAAGCAUAUUUCAACGACUGGCUUGAAAUGGAACUUAAAUAAUGCACCCUUGAUAUUUGGUAAAAAAAUAAGCACGUCAAAUACAUAUGAUAGUUGUGAGGUGAUGGUCGAUACAGACACUCCUGUAACUUGGUCUAUGGGUAUCGAGCCACUUAUGGAGAUUGUAAACAAUCAUAGAGCAUCAUAACAUUGUCUUCAAGGUAGAUAAUGCACAAGAGCUUUGUAAUAGCUGUAUCUCUAUACUUAUAUACUUAUUUACUUAUGUAUUAGUAUAUACAUUCCUGUGCGGAUAAUAUUUUGUGAAAAAGAUUAUAUAAAAUUAUUUAUUGUUUACAAUUAGCGAAAGGUUAUACUAUAGA